Molecule: messenger RNA, 1572 nt
Organism: Mytilinidion resinicola
Lineage: Eukaryota; Fungi; Ascomycota; Dothideomycetes; Mytilinidiales; Mytilinidiaceae
Product: MFS general substrate transporter
Exons: 5
Coding region: 1-1572 (523 amino acids)
Biological process (GO): transmembrane transport
Cellular component (GO): membrane
Molecular function (GO): transmembrane transporter activity
Source: RefSeq, a predicted model, not a curated record
AUGGUAAACGCUCACGUUUCUCCACUUGAGGAGAAUGUUGCUCGCAAGAAUAUUGCCCACGUCUCACCUGCUGGUAUCGAGGGGAAUGUUGAUGUCUCCACCAAGAACCAGUCCUGGAAGAGCUACUUCUGGGAUUCUUGGGACAAGUCGCCGGAGGAACGAAGGUUGAUCUUCAAGCUCGACUUGACCCUCAUGACUUUUGGCUGCCUUGGGACGUUUAUUAAGUACAUCGAUAGAUCCAACAUCAACUCCGCAUUUGUUUCGGGAAUGAAAGAGGACCUUAAGCUCUAUGGCAACCAACUCAACUACGCAAAUACUGCCUUCUCUAUUGCGAACAUUAUCGGCGUAUGGCCAUGCAAUCUCAUGCUCACCAGAUCUAAUCCGAAAUGGUUCAUCCCACUCCUGGAGGCCGGGUGGACGAUCUGCACGUUUGCGCAGGCGGCGAUGAAAACACCGCUUCAAAUGUACGUCUUGCGGACUCUGACGGGCUUGUUUGAGACUGGUCACUACUCUGCCAUUGUGUACCUCUGCGGUGCCUGGUAUCAGAAAUCGGAGCUGUCAAGAAGACUUGCCAUCAUCAAUUGUGCUACCGCCAUCGGACCCAUGUUUAGCUCUUACUUGCAAGCUGCCGCGUACACCGGACUGAAUGGUAGACACGGCAUGGCUGGCUGGCAAUGGCUCUUCAUCGUUGACGGCGUCAUCUCCAUUGGGAUCAUCAUCCCGCAGUGUCUGUUUUACCCCGACGUUCCCUCGCGUCAAAAGCCUGACUGGGUUUUCACUGAGAAGGAAAUUGAGAUAGCUCGAGACAGAAACCCUCGCGAAGGAAGAGUAAAGCAGGGUAGAUUUACCAGAAAGCAAAUGAAGCGUUGGCUCCUGACCCCGGAUAUCUGGCUUCUCUGGGUCAUUUCGAUCUGCAACUCCAUCGGCAAUCAGCCAUCGGGUUCAAUGGCUUUCUGGCUCAAAGCCUGGAAUAAAAAGCAUCCCAAAUCCUUCACCGUCCCACAAAUCAACAACUACACGACCCCGAUCCAAGCCGUCACGGUUGUGGUGACCCUCUUCAUGGCAUGGUCGAGCGAUACCUGGCUAGGAGGCCGGCGCUGGCCAAUGCUGGUACUGGGCGGUGUGGUGAAUGGCAUCGUCUGCGUCCUCUUGGGUUCUACGCCCGUUUUCCCCAAGAAUCGCGCCUUUCGCUGGUUUCUCUACUACCAAACCGGCUGGGCGCAGGCUAGCAACAGUAUGUUCUGGGCAUGGACACAGGAUACUCUAUCUGGCGAUCCUGGAACCCGUGCCUGGGCGUCCGCUGGGCUCAAUGUCUGGGCUUGGACAUUCAUUGCUACUGUGCCGCUCGCCGUUUUCAAGACCACCGAUCAGCCCGCUGUUGUUGCUGGAAACUACACAGCGGCUGGAUUCUGCUUUCUGCUUGCAAUCACCGCCGUUGCGCUUGCGUACCUGCAGCAUCGGCAGUCUUUGACUAGCGGCUCAGACUUAGAGAUUCGUUCCAGCGUCAAUACCGAUGGGUUAGUUUAUGACGAUUCCAAGUCUGCUAGGGCGGGCGUAAAGGCGGUAGCUUGA